AGAUAACUGUGAUGAUAAUGGAAUUUGUACAUUUUAUAUUUGCAUUUUGUAUAUUUACUAGACGUAACUGCGUAGAGUGAUUAAUCUCCCCCCAUGAAUGACAUGUAAGCGCCCAGAGCCCGCCGAAUCCUCUUUGGCGCUUCUCUGCCUCUUUCCUAUGAGCCCGGUUGUGCGCUAAUGUGACAGGCACAUAAUGUUUACUUUCCGCUGUAAAAUAAUUUAAAGCAGUCAAAACAAUGUCGGAAGACGACUUAAAAGUACCGGAAGAGCUUUUCAAGGACGUGAAGUUCUAUGUGGUGGGAGACAUUGAUCAGAAGGUUGUGCAACUUCUGAAAGCUGGGAAAGGAAAAGAAGUGUCUUACAAUGCCCUCGCCACCCAUAUUAUAGCAGAAGAUGGGGACAAUCCAGAGGUUGGGGAGUCCAGAGAGGUCUUUGACUUGCCUGUUGUGAAGCCGAGCUGGGUGAUCCUGUCUGUCAAAUGUGGAGACCUGCUUCCAGUUACAGGAUUUUCUCCAGAGUCAGGACAAGUGUUCUUUGGUGUUACAGCUUGUCUGCCACAUCUGGCAGAGGAUCUCAACACACUUUGGGCCUUUAUCACAUUCUAUGGAGGUGACUGUCAGCUCCACUUCAACAAGAAGUGCACCCAUCUUGUUGUGCCUGAACCGAAGGGGGCCAAGUAUGAGUGUGCUUUGCGGCAUAGCAACAUUAAGAUAGUAACCCCAGAAUGGAUUUUGGACUCUGUAAAAGAAAAGAACAGGAAGGAUGAGACUUUAUAUCACCCACGGCUGACAUUAUAUGAGGCACCGGAAGAGGAUGGAAGCGAGUAUGAAAAUGAGAGGAGCUCAGGUUCUGAAGGCAGCUACAGUGACAGACGCUCACCCCACAGCCGACGGUCCAGCCCUACAUCAUCCCGCGACGCUUCCCCAGUAGGCAGGCGUAGUCGUUCACCCUCACCGAAACAUGAGCGCAAAUCAGAGUUGAUGUUCGAUGACUCUGAUGACUCGUCCCCAGAGAAGGAAGACCGCAACCUGAACUGGACCCCAGCUGAGGUGCCGCAGCCUGGCCCUGCCAAGCGUCGAAUACAGCCUGGCAAAGAAACGGGUUUGAUCAAUCUGUGUGCCAAUGUCCCACCUGUACCUGGAGGCUUUGGGCCACCAGAUGCUCGGCUGGCCGGCACAGGUGGAGGUGUGCCUCUAGGGGUGGAGAGAUCGGAGGUCAUGGGUGGAUGGAAUCCAACUCCCAGGACACUGAGGAACAUUACUAACAAUGCAGACACACAACAGGCCUCGCGACCCUCCAAUGUGGCACAUAUCAUCCAGAGUCUUUCAUCCUCCACUAAAGGUGUGGUGGAGCACCUGGGAAAUCAAGGCCAGUCUGGUGUUCCCAACCAGAUUCUGUUUAAUCCAGUUAAGCCCCAGCAGCAACUACCACCUGAAGCACAACAGCAGUUAAUGCAGCAGCAGCAGCAGCAGCCACAUCAGCUACCACAACCACAACCGCAACAACAGCACCCACAACAGAUGGCACAACAGCAUCCUAUGAUGUUGCCGCAGGUCAUGCAGAUGCACCACCAUCAGCAGCAGCAACCGCAACAGCAGCAGCAGCCUCAGCAGCCGCAGCAAGGCUUCCCUCAAAUGCCUCAGCAGUCCCAUCAGUUCUUACAGCAACAGAUGCAUCAGCAGAUGUAUGCACAACAACAGCAGCAGCAGCAGCAGCAGCAGCAGCAACAACACACAUUCCCACAGCAACAAAUGCGACCACAGCAGCUCCAGAGGCCACCCUUGCAACAGCAGCAGCAACACGUAUUGCAGCAGCAAUUGCAGCAGUUACAACAGCAGCAUAGACUCCAGUUGCAGUUACAACAGCAGCAACAACAACAACAACAACAACAGCAACAACAACAACAGCAGCAAAACCAGCAGCAGAUGCACCAACAGCAUUUGCAGCAGCAACAACAUUUCCUACAACAGCAACUCCAACAGCAGCACAUGCAACAGCUGCAACAACAGCAGCAAAUGCAACAGCAGCAUCUGCAGAACCAGCAGCCUCUGCAGCAUCAGAACCAGCAGGUUACUCCACAUCAGACCCAGACCAUGCUGCAACCUCCAGUUAUGCCUGCACAGCUGCACCAACUCUUUGGGCAUGAGCCAGGCCAAGACAUCCCUGAAGAGGGAUUCCUGGUUGGCUGUAUCUUUGCUAUUGCUGACUAUCCAGAACAGAUGGCUGAUAAACAGUUACUGGCAACAUGGAAAAGGAUCAUUCAGGCAAAUGGAGGAACUGUGGACUCUGCUCUUAGCCGCUGCACUCAUUUACUUUGUGAGAGUCAAGUCAGCAAUACCUAUCUCCAGGCUCUGAGAGAGGGAAAGCGUUGUGUGACGGCUCACUGGCUUAACACUGUUCUCAAGAAGAAGAAGAUGGUCCCUCCUCACAGGACUCUUCAUCUUCCCUUCAGCUUCCCUCCAGGGGCCAAGCCCUGCUCACAGCAUAUUAUUUCUGUGACUGGAUUUGUGGACAGUGACCGUGAUGAUUUGAAGCUAAUGGCCUAUCUAGCAGGAGCCCGAUACACAGGUUAUCUGUGUCGAAGCAACACUGUGCUCAUCUGUAAAGAACCGAGUGGGUUGAAAUACGAGAAGGCAAAGGAGUGGAGGAUCCCAUGUGUGAACGCCCAGUGGCUGUGUGACAUCCUACUGGGGCACUUUGAAGCUUUGAGGCAAAUCCAGCACAGUAGAUAUUCUCAGUUCAAUUUGCCCGAACCACUGGCACCCAACCCGCAUCUUGUGCACAAUCUUCUGAGUGCUUGGCGCAUUCCUGUGAAGAUCUCACCGGAGGCGUUGGCGACCUUACGUCUGCAGCUGAAACAGAAACAGGCUGACGUCAGCUUGCAGCCGCCCAACAAAAGGCCCAAGCUAGAAGAGUUGCCAACACCUACUAAAAAGCUUCCACCUGAGUCCACACCUUAUGUGCUUUUCACAGGCUUUGAACCUCUGCAAGCUCAGCAGUACAUAAAGAAAUUGUAUGAUCUUGGAGGGGAAGUGGCUGACAGCACUCAGAAGUGCACUCAUCUGGUUGCUAACAAAGUGACAAGAACGGUGAAGUUCCUCACUGCUGUAUCUGUAGUCAAGCACAUAGUCACUCCAGAAUGGCUGGAGGAAAGCUGGAAAAGCCAGAAAUUUGUGGAUGAGCAGAGCUACAUGCUGCGAGAUGCAGAGGCAGAGGUGUUGUUCUGUUUUAGUCUGGAGGAGUCACUUAAGAGAGCUCAUGCAGCUCCGCUGUUCAAGGGGAAGUAUUUCUAUAUAACUCCAGGAAUCUGUCCGAGCCUCAGCACAAUGAAAGUUAUAGUAGAGAGUGCCGGAGGGAAAGUGCUCUCCAAGCAGCCCUCCUACCGCAAGAUCAUGGAGCACAAGCAAAACAAGAAUUUACCGGAGAUCAUUCUAAUAACCUGUGAAAAUGACUCUCAUCUGUGUCGAGAGUACUUCCUGAAGAACAUCGAUGUGUACACUGCUGAGCUUAUAUUGACUGGAGUGUUGACUCAGACCUUGGAUUAUGAAUCAUAUAAAUUCACAUGAUGUCCUUGUAAGGACAUGAAUAUUAUUUGACUGCUGGUGCCCUGCUGUGGAUCAAUACUAAAGGUUGUUAAAUUUUAAUGUACAGUCAUGUUAUAUUUCAAUGUUUGUAUUUUAUUACUUGAUUAAUAAAUAAUUUGUUACCAGUUUUGUAAGCAAAGUAACAGUGACUCUAAAUAAAUUACUGUUAUUUGUAAUGAUUGUUUAAAUGAAGGCAAAGCUAUGUUUUUACUGUGAUAAAUGUUUGCCCCUUUUAUGGUUUUGGAAUAAAAUCUGAAUUUGAUUGUGAUUUUAAA
Messenger RNA from Megalobrama amblycephala (Wuchang bream), 3859 nucleotides. It is a transcript of the gene paxip1, whose product is annotated as PAX interacting (with transcription-activation domain) protein 1. The coding region runs from base 237 to 3566 and encodes 1109 amino acids. The transcript has 21 exons. The record is from RefSeq and is a predicted model, not a curated record. Gene Ontology annotation, cellular component: nucleus. Gene Ontology annotation, biological process: positive regulation of transcription initiation by RNA polymerase II. Lineage: Eukaryota; Metazoa; Chordata; Actinopteri; Cypriniformes; Xenocyprididae.